Molecule: messenger RNA, 14001 nt
Organism: Petromyzon marinus (sea lamprey)
Lineage: Eukaryota; Metazoa; Chordata; Hyperoartia; Petromyzontiformes; Petromyzontidae
Biological process (GO): regulation of glycogen biosynthetic process
Cellular component (GO): protein phosphatase type 1 complex
Molecular function (GO): protein phosphatase 1 binding; glycogen binding
Source: RefSeq, a predicted model, not a curated record
GGCUAACGACGCAGAGACACCCUCACUCGCCCCACCAGCACCCCCCACGUGUAGUGUGGGGUAAGUGGCGUGCCAUUGGGGAGGGCUCUUCCAUGUCGCCGUGGCCGCCACCCUUGUCACAACUUCGUUGCUUCGCUCGAUGCAUUCUGAACGUUGUCCGACGGCUCCCUGCAGGGAAAUAAAGCGGACAGACAGUGUGAGCGAGAGAGAGCGAGAGAGAGACACGCGGGGGCAUUGGGCAAGCGACAGCUGCGCACACCGAAGAGGCUAUUUGAAGCGGGGCUCUCCGACUCUCGCUCUGGUGGGGCGGUGUGAAGGAUCUGGGUUAAAUUUAGGAGCAGCACUCCCCCUCCUCCUCCUCUUGCUGGACCACAGCUACUGGGGGGGGAGCCGUGUCUGCUCGCACGUAGACGCAGCCGCCGCCACCACCAUCGGCACCAACAACCUUUACGUGCUGCUCGAACAACAUCAUCUACAGCAUCAGUUGCUGCUGCUGGAACCACCAUUAUUAUUUACGACAACAACCACCACCACCAAUUAAAAGUUGCCUCAACGCUCGUCCUCUAGAGAAGCUGCUCCGCCGAGCGAACGAUCUCGACUUGGGCUCCAUUCACCACGAGACCCGAUCCCGGCAACGCCCGACUCCACCAUCUGAGUCGUCGGCGGGUUUCACUUUUCACCAGGCUACUUGCGAUUCCCCAUUGGCCAAGGUCGAGGCCACCCAGCCAACGUCCACCAUCUUAGCACCUCCACCAGCGGGUCCACCAUCUUAGCACCUCCACCAGCGGGUCCACCGUCUCUGGGAGCAUCUGCGCCGUCAACUCUGCGGUCCCCUCAAGCGCCACCGACGUUCCGCAGCGGCAGCAGCAACAGCAGCAGCAGCAUCGCUCACACUUGGCCAAGCUCGACUUUCGGCUCUUUAACAGCUGCCAACCAUCAGCACCAAGCAGGCUUUGCGAGAGCUGCCGCUCAUUGUCCAACGCCGGCUGCACACCUCCAUUCGAGGAGUAGGAGACGAUGUGGAGCACGGCCACGUGUCUGGGAGGUUGAUCGCUUGGCCGCGCCGGGCAUUGUCGAGGUGCAGCGCGAACUUGAAGACCUUCAAAUCACCAGAAGCUCGAGUUCCAAAGUCUUGACGCCGUGCACGAAUACUAUAACUUGACCCCGAGUUCGCUGCCUUCACCACCAGCAGCAACCGCAGCAGCACCACCACCAACCUACUGGCUCGUCCACCAUGGCCCUCCACGUGUCGGCCGAUGGCCUCCUGAGCGUCCAUGACAAGGAAGACUCCAAGUGUCCUCCGACGCCAGAAGAUCAGGACGAGGGAGAGGGCGCCUUCCAUCUCCUGCCCAAGUCGUCGCCACGCUUGCCCAGGCGAUCUUCCAACGACGACCUGGAGGCGGGAAGUGGGACGGAACCAACGAGCCCGUUGAUACCUACGUCUCCUUCCAUCGGCUCGCCCAGGAGACGGGUGUCCUUUGCGGACAACUUUGGACUGGAGCUGACCGCGGUGAAGUUCUACGACGAAGCCGAGGUGCCGGAUGUCCCCGAAGCGAUUCUCGACCCGCUCCGGGAUGAGACCGACGACGAUGUGAUGAGGAGGUUGACGUUGAGAUUCAGGAGCUGCGACGUGAUGAACGCCACCACCAACUCGACCUCCCCCAUCUCGCCCCCCUCCACGUGCAAAGGCCACCUCUUUUUGAAACCCAACUUUGAUGUCCCGUCCAGCAGGUCCGACCUCCUGGCCGAGGUUCGUGCUAAUCAGGUGGCGCUGGAGUCUGUCGCCGUUGAGGAGGAGGACCCCCUGUGCGUCAGGAUUCUAAUGAGGGUGCACAACAUCUGCUACCAGAAAACCGUGUUCGUCCGCAGGACUUUCGACGGCUGGGCCAGCUUCUACGACCUCCUUGCCGAGUACGUGCUGGACUCGAACGAUGGCGCCACGGACCAGUUCGCGUUCCGUCUCUCGCUGCCACCUCCCCUUGCACUGGAGGGCACCGCCAUGGAGUUCGCCGUGCGUUUUGAGACCCCCUUUGGCUCCUUCUGGGCCAACAAUGGGCAGACGAACUAUAGCCUCGUCUGCUGCUGGGCCGAUGAUGUGGACGGGAUUGGAGCGGCGGCGACACCUGCUGCUGAGGAGGAGUCCGCAGACAAGAACUUGAGGAGCUGUCUCAAGACGAAAAGCUGGGAGCCCUCUCCAGAGACACUGCAGGCCGAGGCCAUCGCUGACGGUACGGAGAUUAAAACGUGUAAAGACAUGAAGGUGAAUGAUCUUGGAAAUUCAGACCCACUUCACCCAAGCAAUCUCAAGCCCAGCAGUUCAAUGGAGAAUUUUGUGCCGCUGCAGCUGAUGGUGACGAGCCCAACUGGAGAAGAGAAGGUGCUUGGAGGAGGAAAUGAAAACAACCGGGAACUUAGGCUGCAAGUCGGAGGACAAGAGGGCACCCAUGCUGAAUCGCCUGCAGACACUGGAGAAAUCAAGAAGCUUGAAAAACGGUCCAGAUUUUCAAGAAACAAGCGAAUCGCGGCUCUUUGCAAGAAAAUGAAAGAUGAGGGUGGAAUGCACCCAUUCUGUCACAUCAGCCUCGACGACGUGGAAGGGAAUGACAACACUGACGAUUCCUCAAGUGAAGCAACUUCACCGGCUGCUAAUUUUGAAGCCGACUCUGAGAAUAAUAAUGUGUUGGACAAUGCCGGUUCGAUGAUGCACCGGGAUGCCGAUUCGCGCAACGAUAAUUUGGCAACUUCCAAGGACGCCGCUGAUGUGGUCGAGCCAUCUGCUGAUGCGGACCAGAACGAGGACCCUGACCGCGCUACGCGAAACGAAACCGGCACGGCGCAGCGACGCGUCGAGCUCGCCAAGAUGACGGAGGUCGAAGUGAGCACCGUGCAGACUGUUGUGAGGAGCGAGUUGCCAGUGGCCACCAAGUUGGACGACGACCGCUCCAGGGUGCUGGUGCAGAACGACGAAGAGGUGGGGGGGGAGGCCGCCGCCGCCUCUGGUGAUGGCCCUUCGUCGUCCAGCGAGCGGGGCGCAGAGGGGAGUGCCGAGGGUUUGAUGAGCACUUCGCGGCAGGAGCCGGCUACGGACUUCAACAUGAACAUGCCAACGGACGGUGACGCCGCCUUCGAAUCGGUGGUAGUGGUGCCGCCGCUGGCGGCGCGCAGGCCGUCGGAAAACGCUUACUCGCAUUACGAGAGCUAUGAGGACCUCCGGAUUGGAGGUGGAUCUGAAACGACUGCUAACCCCGGCGAGUGCGUUGAUGACUCCCCCACGUCGCUCGGAGUGGAUGAGGGCUGGGACGUGGAGGGGAACAGAGCGGCGGGCGCGGAUCUACCAGGAACAACCGCCCCGGGAGGCUCGGAGAAAGACGUGCAAUUGAACUACUCCAAAGAUGACGCAAAUGAAGCACUUGAGGCACAGGCGGAUUUGGACGUUUGUGAUGAACCGCCGCAAGCUCCGGUCAACGUUGAUGAUCAUGUUGCUGCUGCUGCUGCUGAAAGAGCUGCAGUGACCGAGUGUGAUGUUUCGGUGCAGACUGAAGAUGCCAGUCUCUAUGAAGAAGUCUUGCCGGAGGAUCUCAAAGGCAGUGAAUAUUUGACCGAAGUGCCCUCCAUGCCGCUGCAGGCUUUUGAGAUAGCCAAUGUUUCCUACUCAACUCGUCUGCACGAACGUCGUGCUCCAACAGAACACUCGGAGUGCGAGCUCGACGCUGCAGACGCCGUUGUUCAGCACGCAGACGAGGCUCUUGUAGAUUUUAGUCGAAAUAGCAAUGAGUUGCAACACGACUCGAUAUCGUACGUUCAUGUCGGAGGGCAAUUGGAGGAGUCGUUGUGCCCCGAAGAACCAGUCGGAAUGGAUAUAAGCUGUGAUGAUGUGCAGUUUGGUGAAGAAUUGCCUGCUCCUCGUGCAUAUGUGUUGUCAAAAGAAGCGGCACUGGGUGAAUACGAAUCGGUACAGGAAAUGCACGAAACCUCUGACGACGACUCCAGAACCCCAACUAAUGUCAGCCAAGAGCACUCGCCAGAAGUCUGCCAGGGCAAUGAAAUGGCCAAAGGGCAUACCGAGACCCAUCUGAAUCCAGUGAGCGAGGACUCUUGGGGAGAUUAUGAAAUUGUGGAAGAAACGCCAGCUGUGGAAAGUUCAACUGAGGGGGUGCUGCUGGAAUCAAGUGAUGGAAAAGCUCGUGCAGCACCGGGAGCUGAAACUGUUGGUGGAUUUUCGUGCACGCCGAGCGACGCAGCCCCCUUGGGUCACGAGCACGCCGGCGCAGCCGAGGCGGCGGAAGAAUGGGAGACGGCUGUCAAGCAGACCCUGUCAAUCCAGGAAACCCCCUGGGUGGCCGAUCGUCCACCGCUGCAGAAGGAACCGUGGGUAGGAGGGGGGGUAACACAAGGUGUGAUCGUGAAGUCGUCUCCCGUCUCCGCUAAAGAAUUGGACGAGGGUAGCGAGUGCGUGCCUGCACGUGGAAUGCAUGCUGACCGCGAGCACGAAGUUCCUACGGAGGGGUUGGCUGGGAUCGCCUAUCCAGUUGAUAAACAAGUCCAAGAACUUCUGGAAAGUUCAGAGAUGAUCUGUUCAGAACCACGCCCUCCGGAAAGUUCAGAGAUGAUCUGUUCAGAACCACGCCCUCUGGAAAGUUCAGAGAUUAUCUGUUCAGAACCACGUCUUCUGGAUAGUUCAGAGAUGAUCUGUUCAGAACCACGUCUUCUGGAAAGUUCAGAGAUGAUCUGUUCAGAACCACGUCUUCUGGAAAGUUCAGAGAUGAUCUGUUCAGAACCACGCCUUCUGGAAAGUUCAGAGAUUAUCUGUUCAGAGAUGAUCUGUUCAGAACCACUGCUUGUGGAAAGUUCAGAGAUUAUCUGUUCAGAGAUGAUCUGUUCAGAACCACUGCUUGUGGAAAGUUCAGAGAUGAUCUGUUCAGAGAUGAUCUGUUCAGAACCACUGCUUGUGGAAAGUUCAGAGAUCUGUUCAGAGAUGAUCUGUUCAGAACCAUUGCUUGUGGAAAGUUCAGAGAUUAUCUGUUCAGAACCACUGCUUGUGGAAAGUUCAGAGAUGAUCUGUUCAGAGAUGAUCUGUUCAGAACCACUGCUUGUGGAAAGUUCAGAGAGUAUCUGUUCCGAGAUGAUCUGUUCAGAACCACUGCUUGUGGAAAGUUCAGAGAUUAUCUGUUCAGAACCACUGCUUGUGGAAAGUUCAGAGAUUAUCUGUUCAGAACCACUGCUUGUGGAAAGUUCAGAGAUGAUCUGUUCAGAGAUGAUCUGUUCAGAACCACUGCUUGUGGAAAGUUCAGAGAGUAUCUGUUCCGAGAUGAUCUGUUCAGAACCACUGCUUGUGGAAAGUUCAGAGAUCUGUUCAGAGAUGAUCUGUUCAGAACCAUUGCUUGUGGAAAGUUCAGAGAUUAUCUGUUCAGAACCACUGCUUGUGGAAAGUUCAGAGAUUAUCUGUUCAGAACCACUCCUGGAAAGUUCGGAGAUGAGCUGUUCAGAGAUUAUCUGUUCGGAACCACUCCUAGAAAGUUCAGAGAUGAUCUGUUCAGACAUGAUCUGUUCAAAAUCGCGCCUUGUGGAAACUUCAGAGAUGAUAUUUUCAGAACCACACGUGCAGCUUCAAGACGACCCAUUAUUCGCAGCUGUCCCACCAAAACCCAGUCAGAAAGAUGUAAGCAUUGCGAGAGAUGCUGUUGAAACUGUGACUGACUUGGUACCCAAUGUGGAAGAUAAUCAGUGCAUUUUACAAACUGCUGUUUUAGAGCAACUCAAGCUGGUAUCAUUAUCUAAUGCUGAAGAAGAAGACAAUGCUCUAGACCCCUUUCUAAAGGCGGCAAACCAGACAUUGUGCAUCACUGAAGCAUCUCCACUGCCUCACCAGCCCAUUGGUGACGUAGUUAAAGUCCAAAAAACAACUGACAUCGAGCAGAACUUUUCAGUGCAGGAAACUCGGCCUGUGGCGCAGGAGUAUCCAUCCUAUGAUUUCGCACUGCAGGCGACGGUUACAGAAAGCCUGCCGAUGAGUUCCACGCCAAGGGUCCGUCACGUGCACCAUAAAGACACGGAGGAGCAUGAGAAUCAUCCGACUGAUGUGCUUAGAGAGGAACUGCAGCAGCAGGAGGAGGAGCAGGAGGAGGUUGACGUUCAAACAGCUAACGUCCUGGUAAAAAAGAAGACCCAAAUAUCACAUUUGGGUGAAGAGAGUGUGAAGCGUUACUUCGAAAGCGGCGACGCUGAAGCACACUUUCCUGUCGCUGCCUCCGACUUUAACCUGCAGUAUGAAGAAGUGCCGCUGUCCGAGUUCAUGUCGGAUGCAGCGGGACUUGGAGAGGCGUCGCCGUGUGAGAUAAACGAAGAGGUCAGUGUUGCGAGCGUCAUUGUUGAACCGGGCAGCUGUAAUCUGUCCGAUGUAGAGGACGACACUGAACUAGAUCAGGAUGUUGAAGAAGCUCCCGAUCUAGAGCACUAUAUGGAGCAAUUCAAGCCAAAUCACGACUUCUCAGAUGUGACGUCAAACAUUCAGGCCAUUCAGGAGGCAUUGCUGGGAGCGAUUCGCCCAUUAGUCGACCUGCCAGACAGUGAGGAAAUUGAAGCUGUAUCCUCUCUUGUUGAACCACAGCUCAGAGACAGAGGUUUUGAAUCCACGGAAGUAACAGUUUGGAAUAGACCUUUUCUUGAAAAAUUUUCAGCCGUAGAAUCCUACGUGAUGACAGAGCAGCCAGGACAACUUGGGGAGACGCCUGAUUUAACCCCAGAGAUCAAAUACCAGCACGAAUUAGAGUUUCCAAAAGCACCAAACCAAACGCAGUGGUUCCCCAAAACAUCUGCUGUGCCCAACGAACGCGUGGACGAGCCAAAAUUUAAAGAAACAAGUUUCAUUGAAAAGACCCCACCAGUGGAGCGAACCCAUUCACUGGAGGAACAUUGGGCAGCUGACUCGAGCGUGACGGAUGAUCCAGCUGCGGGGAACGGAACUCAACAUGACCUUACAAGGCGAGAGUAUGUUGAAGACGACGAACAAACGUCCAUUUGUGAAACCCACGUGCUUCUGGCCGAGGGGACCGAUAACAUUGAUGCCCUGGCAGAGCCCAUAAUUACGCAAGAGCAGCUAAACAGGAUCGUGGGCAUGGUGGAAGAGAACGUCAGACGCUUUUUGGAAGCCAACGCCGGCACGCUGCAGGCGUCGGCAGACGAUGCCGGCUUGGCGGAGCGAUGUUUACCGGAGGGCGAGGAAGACGGCGCAGGGCCUUGCGCGCAGCCUGAAGGGGGGGAGAUGGUGCCCACAGCCCAGCUCGAAGAUGCACUGGGAGACGAACUCGCGGAGGAGACUAAUUUCGAAAGCUCUGCUUUUAAACCUCCGCUGAAACUCAACGAUUUUGAAACCCCUUCUGAUGCUCUUGCCGCUUCUUCGUGCACUCGAGUAACUCGUGAUUUGGAGGCCUCUGCAGAUGUCGUUCAACCCGCUCGGUUGCUGCUCACCUCGGUUGCGCCGGCCAUAAGCACUGAUGACGGCGCGGUAACUCCUGAACUAGAAUCCGUUGACCAGUGGUUACUUGAAACCCCGCCUCUAUCGCGUCGUCGUCCCGCAAGUAGGAUUAAUGAAGGACGACUUGACGAGGAUGCCGUGCCCCAGUCGCCAGUGGAGCAGCAUCUCACUGAGGAGGUGAAACGGGUCGGAGAAGAUGUGCCUGCAGCGGGAAAAAGGGACGAAGAUGUGUGGGAUAAUGAUGAGGAUGAUGGCGUUGACUUGCGUUUUGAGAACCAAGAACUGGAUAAAGAUUUGGAGCCUCGUGUUGCGUAUGAGGAGCUAAACAAAGAUGUAGACUCGUUCGAAGAAGACAAAGAAAAGCAGUACCCAGAAAGAAAUGUUGUAGAUUUGCAGCUGGAAGAAGAGAAGGCUGAUUUGAAACGAGAGCAAGGAGUAUCAACAGGUACCAUCUUUCUUCACUCGGAUCCGCAAGUGCAACUUGAAAGUGGGUCUGUGUCUGGCUCUGUCUUGGCAGAGCCUGAAGUUGAAGUGCUCCCAGUAUGUGAUGAAAUUGAAGCAGUAGGUGUGAAGAGGUAUGUGGUUGAAGCAGGCUGUGACUACAUAUUAAAUGUACAAGAUACUGUCACAGAUGAAAGCCUCUUUGAGGAGGCCCAGGUGUCGCAGAGACCGUUGAAUGAAUUGCCAAUGUCAAAGAGGGAAAUUUAUGACCUUGCCACCAAAGUUGACCUUGACUCUGCAUGUGACCCGUCAAAAUCAUUUGGGGAGGAAGAGCAGCUCCGUGAAACUCGCCUCUUGACCGAAGUUGGAGAAAUCCGGGACAUUCUGCAGAGCAUGCUCGUGGAGGUGAAUCAGCCGGUGGAACGGUUCACACUGCGAGACUCCGCAGAGGGAAAAGACGCCCUCGCCAGCAUCAUUGAAGAAUGCGGCGAGACCAAGGAGAUCGUGGGACACGCGCUGCGGGGCAUCGCCGACGCCGGUCCAGAAGAAGGGGAAGAGCCACGUGCGACCGAAGGCUCUCCUCCGCUCGAAGGCGAUCGGCACUCGUCUCGUCAAUCGCGACCCGACUCGUCUCACGCGGCUCAAGGGCUCGGCGAUCCUGAGGGGUGCCCUGGCGCCGCAACCGACGGCGGUGGCGGCGACGAGUCGGCCGAGCAGCCGGUUCCUGACGCGAACAAAGCGAGGCCCAAGCCAAGAAGGCCGAGGCCGGCGUUCCCGACCAUCAUCGUCAACGAGGUGAUUCCGGAAGAGGAUGAGAGCCGGGCGUUCGUCGAGGACGACGACUCCCCGCCCGGAGCUUCGGGCUGGGACCAUGUCGCCGCCGAGCCCUCUGGGGGAGGCGAGGUCAGGCCGAGGAGGGGGUGGGCGGUGUCAGCCACGGCGGUGGCGGACGCGAGCCCGAGCUACAAGCGCCUGCAGCAGGUGUUCGAGAAGGUUUUGUACUUCCUCGCUUUUGUCGUUUUCCUCGUGGCCUUGUACCACUACGACAUUGUGGUGUGUUGCGCACUUUAUGUUGUUUCCUUGGGUGUCCUUUACUACGAGAACGAAAUAACUGAGUCCGGUCACAGGCAGUAUCAACCCGGGGAGUGAAUAGCUAGAUUUUGACAUGAAGUUAUUUUAAAGUGGUUUUAAGUACAGUUAUAGGUUAUGCAAUAAUGUUAACGAUGCCAGUUUAUAAUUGUCUCAAUUUAGUAUUGAUAGAUUACAUCUGAGGGAUUUUUCUCCUUGUUUGUGGGCUGUUUGGUAUUUAGGAUUUCUUGUAAAAAGUGUAAAAUGACUUGGCGUUCAGUCAUCCUAAGUCUAUUUUUAUAAGCAAUAGAUCAGUUUUCCAUACUUGUACAACAAUAACCCACACCAUGCACAAACCAUUAACUAUGAGCAGUUGCAACGUAAAAGCAUUAUUUAUAGCGUGUUCGAAAAACAUGCUGGCAUCGAAUACUUAAAAAAAAUCACCUUUAAUAGCGUCAUAAUUUCUUGCGUAAUGGUAGAAUAUUAACUGAAUGUAACAUAUAUGUGCAAAAAAGGAUUUGGAAUAUAUUUGUUAGGAUAAAGACAUUAACAGCUCGGGAUUUUAUAUGGGGGGGCAGGGGGAAUAAGUAAUUGUCCAGCAGUUCCGAAGCGCAGUCGGACUGUGCAGUAGCUGUCAUUAUUUCCGUACAUUUCAAGACGUUGCAGUGAAGCUGUGUUUUUUUCCCUUCAUUGUUUUGAUGUUGGCAUCAGCCUCCUCGGAUCGUUUAAAGCAGCUUCCACGUCGUCAAAAUAACCGCUUUUACCUCUUUCGUACCUUGAGCAAUAAUGGUGAAGACUCGCUUGGCUAAACACACGGCACUAGCUUUUUGUAAAAGGAUAUCUUUUGGAACGCGUUGGGUGCCACUCGUCCUCCAAUCGGCUUGCGAUGCAAUUGGCGCAACGGCCAAAUUUCGCGUUUUGAGGGCUUUGCACAUGCGCAGGCCAGUGUGUGCGCAAACUUUGCGGACUGUAUCGCGAACCUGCAGUAGGGUGUAGGCGAAUUGAGAGUACGGCGAGUGUCAAUGCUGAAUUUGUGGCGUGUAUCAAAUAAUACACGAGGAUUUGUAUAAAGCGGCUUGGCUUCAAAGCAUCGCGCGAUAACCCCCCCCCCUUCCCUUCCAUUGGUGUGAUUUUCAUCCUGGGCGUUGAACUUUAAGGCAAGAUGGUCGAGGCUUUUUUACAUUUCAAUCUGUCACCUCGAUCCAUAAUAAACGUCUCAAUUCAUAUGGAGGAAUUAAUAAGCUUUCAUGAAAUAAAUAGCCUUGACAGUGUUUGUUGCCUUUUUGAUGGUGUAGUGUGUCUCGGCCCACUGUUUUCGAUGCGGCAUCAACAGCCGUUGCUAUAUUAGCAGUACAGUUUGGGCCCUCCAGGCAAUUCUGGCCCCCCCCACCAGUUCGCCUGCGAUCGCUAGAGAGAUGGACUUGUAUUAACACUGACAUUUGUAACUUUAUUUUAAAGUCUUAGCAUGUCGGCGUGCUCCUGCAUGCAUUCUUCACAGACUGUCUUCCCCCAUCGUGUGUGUCCAAAUGCAGCCCAAUGUAAAUUGUGUUUUGAGUAAUAAUCAUAAUAAUAAAUGUAUUACCGUAUCAAGAUGUGGUUUUCCCGAUUGGCCACAUCUGACGAUGAGCGUUUUUGUCGGUGCACGUGUCUUUAACUAUGCGCACCUAUGUUGAGUUUGAAUGAAAGGUAACUCCAGAAGAUUACGAUGAAUGUUUAAUGAAAUGUUAAAGUGUUUGUUAUUUAAAGAAAGAAUAAGGGGCGGUGGAAACAUAGGUCUACGUUGGGAAUUCACUUUGGGUAUUUCUAAAGGAUAUUUAAAAUUUUAACUAUUAAAUAACGACCUAUAUCAGGCCGAUGUGUACAAACUUGUGACUUGGGUUUCUGAAUUACUUGCAUCCAUGACAUUUUGCCACUAAAAUUUACAUUUUAUAAGAUCACCAUUGUGAUGUUGUUAAGUCUACAAUAAAUCUAUAUUAAAUGUUCCUAUUUUAUAAUGAAAAUCUUCUACAGUGGCAAUGUGGGCAAUAAAGAUCCUGUGACCCUCUCCCCCAUUUACAAGCAUAACCCCCGAUGUGCCCUAACCAAACUCCAAACCUUGGCUUCGUGCAACUAAAUAUAUCUUUUAAAAUGUAACGUUCUCUUGCCCACCUACCGUUCUCAGGUCCCCGCUUUCUUUAACACGGCUCGCGAAUCUCAGUGGCCUCGUCUGGUUAAACAACUAACACGAAAUUUAGCUAAUACGGUAAUUUUACGUGUGAUUUAAAGUGCUGCGUUUCCCAUUCCCUCCCAUCCCAAGACCGGCUUAACACACUUUUGCCGCGACGCCCCAUCCCAGGAUUCGCCUCCCUCGCACGAUGUGGUCACGUCGACCACCGAGCUUUUUGAAAUAAAGCGCGAGCCGCCUGCUUCGUGUGUACAAGGCGGGGGGGAGGGGGGGGGUCGUCUCGCGACUGUGGUCCCUGUCCAAAACUCGAUUUGUUUAGAAUGUGAGAGCCUGCACGGAACACCGUGUUCAGGCCGGGUUUGAUAACCGGGGCCUAAAAAUAGGGUCGUGCCAACCGUGCGUCUCGUGGCCGGUUGAACCUGCGGUGGUGGAACGACGAGGCAGCAGCACAUGUUGGUUUCUGUGCUGUUCGUACAGCACGGAGGUUAAGACGGCUUUCGUGCGGGACAAAUAGGAAUACGCAUAGACGCGCCACCUUUCCUUGAGUUUUCGUUGUCGCGACCCCCAAGGUCGGCAUUGAGUUACGUCGGCGGGAGUUUCAAAUGGUUAAUUUUUUUUUCACUAUUGUUAAUGAACAGUUUUGCUGAGCCGGCAGGAAAGAAACAAGGUGAUAUAUUUUUCACACGCGUUUCCCAGACUUUAUUUUCGAUUGUUCAUGAGCGACAACUUUGGUUCGAGUUGUGGUGAUGAGUUUGAUGGCUCAAGUUGUUCUCAAUGUUUUCGUUAAGCCCUCAUAGUACGCAUUCUUUUCUGAAGUAUAUUCUUUUCAUUGUUUUUAGAGCAUUGAUUAUCCAUAAUUUGAUGUGAUUGCUCAAAUUACGUCAAAUACAUCCCCGCAAUUUAAGUACAAAGUAUUAAUUGGGUGCCGUAAUUACGCUGGCAAUUUCCAAAACGAUUGCCACUGAAGUGUUAACACUGCAUUUUAUUGUGCAUUUUGCGAGUUGUAUGUAGUCGUGGAUAACACACUUGUAUUAAUCAUAACAGACACUGGGUAGCCUUGUUAAUUUACUCUAACCUUUGUAAAAUACAGCGUGUUACACUUUUCGCGAUUUAAAAAAACCUGGUAUUUUAGUCUCCACCAUUUAUUUUGGUUGAAUAUGCCUUGCAGAAAGUGACCCAUUGCACCAGAAAUUAAUGAAUGGACAGAACCAGCACCCAUUCUGGUUCGCAUGCAAAACCCGCGAACGUCAAGCGUGAGCACGGGCAAUAUUACCAGCCUAUUGUCUCUUUAUUGGCCCUCAUUUCAAUUAAGUUGUUGAUUGCAAAGGCCGGAGGACAUUUGAAUUUGUGUCCAGAGAUGAAAUAAAAACACGAUCUGCUUUGCAUACAAAGACUCGGCUUUGUUGGAAUUAAAAUUACUUUGAGUAUAUGUCAUUCACGAAACUUUAUUUUUUGGUGAAAAUCAAAUGAUUCGGGGGCACGGAACAAGGUAAUUGCACAGCAUCGUUCGGAGUCGGCUCGGAUAAGUAAGGGGAGGCGCCCGGUCAUUUUUAAGAAUGAGAUAUUGAAAAGAAAAUUUCUCCAACUUAGCGCUUCUUCUCACGUCUCGUCGCCGAGUAAUAAUUACAUGGUGGCACUCGUGUUUUGACACUGCGAGGUUGCCAUUUGAAGAAAUAUUGUAGUCGUGCAUCUGUGCGCUCACGUUGCGUCCAAAAUAUUUCAGAAUGUUUGUUUCGAAGGGAUGGCUUGUAUCAUUUAACUGCAAAGCUUCCCACCUGCAGCGAUGUUUUUGGGGUGAUCGUUUAUUUAGGUAAUUCUCUAAAACUGAAAAUCGAACUACGACUGCACGGGUUUUCUCACAGUCGUGCUGUAGAGCUCUCCCGUGUGUCAUUUGGAUUGUAUCGCUUGUUGUCCGGCGCGAUGUCCCAACGUUUCGCUCCACACGCUUGGACCUUCAGGAGUUCGCUGUCUCUAGAACAACACGUGGUUACAGGCAUACACUCGGCGGGAGAUCUAAGUCUGUUGCUAAUGAAUACAAGCAUAGCAUAGUAAGAGCAAGCGUAGUAACAACUUGCAAGCAUAAGUAACGUCUAGAGGUAUGAAUAUAAAGCAGGUUCUUAAGCUAAAAGGGAUUUUCACCGUACAAGCUUAGGCUAAUUGUAAUUCCAUUCUAAAUAUAUGCAAAUAGUUUUAUAUAUACAGCGUGGUAGCACUAAACUUUUGAAAUGCAACCCAAUAACUGAAAAAGUUUAUUUUUUUGGGUUAAGGGUUUCUUUAUGAUAGCCAUACACAUUAGGAUAUGCAAACUGAUUAUGCUUUAAUGUUCAUUUGAAACGGCCGUUUCUUCGCAGAGAUUACAUUAUUAUUUUUGCUUUUUCCGUAGCGUGAGCAAACGUUUAAAUGGUAAUUAUGGAGACGUGCAUGCAAUUGUGUUUGAUGGUGGUGUUGAAAGCGGAUUCAUUUUUGUGUGAUUUCUCAAAUGCUUAUGUUUUUACGAAAGUGUUCAUUGCUUCUCUUUAUAAAUUGUCACGUUUCUCUGCAGUGGAUGGCAUUUUGCAAAUGCCCGUUUCAAUACAGUUAAAUCGGACGCACCCUUUUAUGCUCUGUCCAUCCGUUUAGUUUGGCAAUACUAUUAAUGCUAUAACUACUAAAUUAGCGUGUAGUGUGCAAUGUGUGUGUGUGUGCGCGCGUGGGGGGAGGGUUCUUGUCCACACUGUGUAUUUGACGUUGCUCGUUUGCACUGUCGGCUUGCGUUGUUUUUUGUGUGUGCGUUUUUUGAGUGAACCAUUUGUUGUCUGCACUUGGACUGCUGUUUCAAGGGAAUUGAAGUGCAAUUAAAGAAAGAUGAUCUCCU